UGGUCUGUAGAACGCAUACGGAGAAGAAAAUCCGACAAUGGGUAUAAACUACAUUGUUCCGGCCACAUCCAUGAUGUUACAAUGGCAGUAUUAGGUAGUACUUACAUAAAAUUUAUGCUUCACUAUAAUUACAUCGCUUAAAAUUAUUCAGCAGAAAGUAUUUUCAUUCAAAGUGAGGUUUUAGUUUUUAGUAGAAUUAUAAUCUACUGUGAAAUAUUCAUAAAUUUACCAGAGAUCCAUGAAGUACUAGGCCUACAAUGUACCUGAUGAUUGAUACAUGACCGAAACCAGCUGGACUGGUUUGAUACUGGGAUUGAACCAAGAUCUUUUGAAUGUUAAGGAGAAAAUGUGGAAAUUACUUAGCUACCUGUCAGUUCCUGGAGCAUGUCAUGGAAAUGAUCUGUGUUUCAUCAAGGGCAGAUGUGUUCCCGAAACAAGGCAGUCCAGUGAACCUUAUUCCCCAUGGAUUCUUGUUGAGAAUUCAGGGCACAUUUUUUCAGCUGAAUGUACAUGUGUUGCGGGGGAUGGAUCAUGCAAACAUGUCGUUGCCCUACUAUUUGGCAUUAUCGAUCAUGUUAUAUCCAUGGAAGACAGAAGUACCAUAGGAGUGACUGAUACUGCAGCAUAUUGGGACAAACCUAGAAAAGUUUGCAGGCCAAUAGCUGUUAAUGACUUGGAUAUCAGGUUUGAUAUGAAUCUACCCGAUAAGGCACGCCCAUCUGUGGAUUCUGGCUAUCUACCCCUGAAAUCGGCAACACUGGAUCAAAGGGCAAUAGAGAAAGGCAUCAUGAAAGUCUUAAAGCAAAGCCAGACAGCUGCAGUGGCAUUAUAUACUCUGUCUGAUUCUGACAGCGAAAGUGAUGUGUCAAUGUUGGUUGAAGAUACUCCUCUUAACAUCAUUGAACUUUUGGCCAAACAUGGGCAAGAGAAUCUCAGCAUUGAAGAUUCUUACAUAAAUCAAGUUAGGGAACUAACAUGGGGCCAAUCAAAUAACUUGAUGUGGCAUUAUCAAAGGAAAGGUAGACUAACUGCAUCUAACUUUUACAGUGCAUUUCAUUACAGAGGCAACAGCACAGAAAAUUACAUUGUAAAGAGUAUCUUGGGAAAAUACCAAUUUACUUCGAAGUCUGUUGAAUAUGGGAAGUCACAAGAACCUGUUGCCAGAGGAAAGUACAUUGAGUACAUGUCCAGUCGGCAUCCAUCAUUUCAGUGUUCUGAGACAGGUAUCUUUGUGUACAAGGACUUUCCUUACCUUGCCGCUUCCCCAGAUGGUGUUACAGAAUGUAAAUGUUGUGGAAAAGGACUGUUGGAAAUCAAAUGUCCAUUCAGUUUUCAGAAUGAAAUUUCUCAGGUUGCUAUGUCAAAAAAUUCAUCUUGUAUUUCAGCUCAUGGCAAAUAUGAAUUGAAAAAAAAAUUUGUCCUCUCCAUAUUAUGUCCAGAUGCUUGGUCAAAUGGCAAUAGGAAAUUUUUCAUUUUGUGAUUUUGUCUUAUAUACAAAGAAAGAUAUUCAUGUUGAAAGAGUUCACUAUUCAAGUGCAGAUUGGGAAUUGCUGUCAGACAAACUGAAGAGUUUUUAU
This is a messenger RNA of Ostrea edulis (European flat oyster), 1577 nucleotides long. RefSeq lists its product as uncharacterized. The record is from RefSeq and is a predicted model, not a curated record. NCBI's taxonomy places the organism in Eukaryota, Metazoa, Mollusca, Bivalvia, Ostreida, Ostreidae. The transcript is spliced from 5 exons. Gene Ontology annotation, molecular function: zinc ion binding. Bases 278 to 1480 code for a protein of 400 amino acids.